Molecule: messenger RNA, 9203 nt
Organism: Mus musculus (house mouse)
Lineage: Eukaryota; Metazoa; Chordata; Mammalia; Rodentia; Muridae
Gene: Cyp26b1
Product: cytochrome P450, family 26, subfamily b, polypeptide 1
Exons: 6
Coding region: 4821-6359 (512 amino acids)
Biological process (GO): kidney development; retinoic acid catabolic process; response to vitamin A
Cellular component (GO): cytoplasm; endoplasmic reticulum membrane
Molecular function (GO): heme binding; retinoic acid binding; monooxygenase activity
Source: RefSeq, a predicted model, not a curated record
GGACCUCAGAAUAGAACAAAGGCAGUCUGGGACCCUAUGAGGUUAGCUUUCCAAAGAUUCCUUGGAGCUAGUGGGGCUACAGAACUCUGGGAAUUACCUCUUUUAUUCUUUCAGCUAUACUGUCCCCAGACAGCUGAGGGACACUAGACGAGCCUAGUUGGUCUUUAAGUGCCCAGGCAUGCUUCCCACCCACCACUGCCUGGCCUUUCGGUCCCCACUUUACUCUUGCUCACAUUUUUAUUCUGGCUAGAGAAAUGAAAAGCUUUGGGGUGAAGAAAUUGAAGCAUUAACUGGGAAAAAAUCAGGGCCUAAACUAUGCAAAUUGAGUACAAAAUGGAGGGUUUCCUCCAUUUAACAGAAAAGUGCCCCAACUCAGGGGAUAUACUCCUGUUGGUAGGAAAGGAAACAGAGCGAAACUGUGAGCAGUGUCCUCAUCAAACAAAUAUACAAAUCCCUCUACAAAAUAGUGUUACUUUGCAGUGCUGUGCGCAGUGUGUGGAAAGGAUGAUCAGGAAUGCGCACAGAGAAGGGUGUGGAAGGGGAGCUGUCCUCUCUACUCUGUGUGUAGGAAGCUGGGGACACAGAGCCAUCCUGGCAGCUCUGUGUCCUGAGAAGUAGGCCUUGAGACAGACAGAUCUGUGCUUGUGCAGGUAUUUCUAGAGCCCCAGAGGAAUUUGCCUUGCUGCCUGUCUUCAGCCUCGAACAGUGCCUGAGGCCUACCCUUCAUAUUUUCUCAGGCUCAGCUACCAAGCCUUACAAAUGUCACCCAGGCAGAGCCUCCCUUGACACAAUGUCCCCUGACUGAGGUCCCAGUCUGCUCCAGCUGAUUUCAAUGUGCCUGGAGUGCUCUGGGGACACUCCCUGAACCUGGGCUUUGGUGCACCUUGGGCAGGAGUUGGAGCCCUAGAUGUAUCUGGGCUGUGGAAAGGGUUUUGUGAGUUGCUGAGAUUAGCAGUAUUGGCCUGGAUGGGGAGGGAUGCUGAUCCGGGGACAUGGCAGAUCAUUUCAAGUCCUAGCUGACAGAAGCAUUCUGACCUAGAGCCCUAGCCUACUCCAGGAGACUUAUGGGUUAAAUCCUAGCUUAACGACAGCUUGUAAGGGAAAUGUGUUCUGUGGCCAGAGCUGGACCUGGAAAUGCCUGUUUGCACAGAGCCUCAGCCUGGGGUCAGAGUCAGUAUGUCUCAGUGACCAGGAUUAAGGGUUAAUCUGGUCAACAAUUUGUUUUCUGGCAUGGGCUGUGGACCAGGCCUGUGUCUGGCACCAUCAGAAGUCCACCCCGGGCACUAACAGAUUGUCCCUCCUGUGUAUGUGGCUCUUGGCCUCCCUUUGUGCUGGUAGCGUCUUUGCAACUUCUUGUCAGAUGCAGCUUUCCAAUCCACCUGCAGCACCUCCAAGAAGCCUUGUGUAUUUCUGCAGCAUACAUUCCUUCCUCUCUCCUCCUCCUCAGCACGCAGGGGACUUGAAGAGAAACACGUCCCAUCAGGACACACUGCAGCUGUUACAGUGAGGCUGUGUGUCCCCCAGGACAUUCGCCAGAGCAGCACUUGGCAGCUCAGCAGUAAGGACUUAGGACCCCUUCCUUUCCAUCCCAACUCCCACUCCACACUUGAGUGGGAAGAAAGUCCAGGCAGGGGGAGCAAAAUAGGCUCCAAAGCCAAAGUGUGUGUGUGUGUGUGUGUGUGUGUAAGACAGUACAAGGAAGUGUGGACUUUUGACCCCAGAGUGGGCAGGUCCUCUGGAUUCAGUUUGGCUGCUUAGAAAGAAGCAUUUCCUGGCUGUGGACAAGGAUCUCCUGUGUAUGGCCUUGUAGAUUUCAAUACCUAUUUCCAUGCAGCCUCAUAGUAGACCUUCAUGUGGCUGUGUUCAUGUCCCUUUGCCCACAGCGAGAUGGCCCCAGUAUUGGUCUUCCCCUAAGGAUAUUUUGCCUGGAAAUACUGGUAAACUGGUCAUAUUCAUAGGGUACUUCAAGACAUCAAGGUCCCCAAAACUUCCCAAGCCACACUCUGCCAUCCUCCUAGGGAGACUGGACUAGCACUGGCCUCGCUGAUCUUGCUUGCUAAGAGGUCCUGUAAAGUAAAAUUCACCUAAGCAAACACUCCCCAGCUCUCUAUUUCUGGGGUCACAGUGGUUCUGAUGUGACUUCGUGUCCCGGUUCCGACUGUCCUGUGGAGAUGGGGCAGCCUUAGGAUUCUUAAACUGAACCCCUGGGAAUAUCUUCAGGCUGUCUCUUUGGAGCUUGUCCCCAGUUAGGAAAAGAUAUUUAAGGAGGGGGAAGCUGAGACAAUAUGCCCUGCGGCUGUAGUACUAAAACUAACCACCAGGUGGGGUUCCAAGGCAGAGAGUGAGCGUGGAGCUGACCCAGCGCUUGCAGCCAGAGCCGGGCUGAAAGAGCUCUGCUGGCCGAGUCAACUUCAGUUGCCGCGCUCUCUGGGCGAGAGACCGCGCGCGCGUAGACGCGCAUCUUAGACGCUCUCGCACAUUUUCUGAUAGUGAGCUCUAAAGCAGAUCCUAUACCGGAUGCAGGGGACUAUUAGCAGAGUAGGAUGAUUAGUUUACACGCUCAGCACCCUAAACUGCAGGUGGCAUGUCUAGGAUGAUUUCUUUUUAUUAUUACUAGUAUUUGCUCCGGGAGUGUGGGAGUGGAACAAGAAGACUAGACGUCUGGGGAAAACCAGAGGCAACGGACAGGGAGAGCUACGCGCUACUCAUGCAAAUACUGGGGCCGCUGUGUGCAGCUCCGUCCCGGGCUCUCAGGAGAGGCCAUAUAACAGGCAGAUCCAUGGAUGCGCAGACACAUACGGUUAUGGAUAGACUCUCAAACUCAAGUUCUCUCCACCAGCGUCUGGUGAGAGCACAUGCAGGUGCCACAAUCACACCCCACAUAGGAUGGGGCUCUGGACUCUCCGUGGCUAGCUCUGAGAAGGUGGUCGCGCUCAGUGGCAUGUUUACUUAUUCACACAUAUCUGAGAACAUGUGUACAGGACUCCCGCGGCCUCUGGGUACAGGACCACUGCACAUGUGUCUCAGGUGCUGGACACUUUCCAGGACCAGCACUAGUGACUUGUUAACGUGUGUGUGUGUGUGUGUGUGUGUGUGUGUUGUGGUCCUCAGGAGUGUUAGAGCAUUGGUAGCCCGGGACUCACACAGGCACAGAAGACCCUCCAGGCAUUGGAUGGUAAGAAACAUGUGGAUCUAGACUACUGAGGUUUGUAGAUGCAGAUAUUAGGAAUGCGGACCCUGGCUAUAGGCAAUCAGGAGGGAAUAACAUGUAUCUUUUGAGUUUGCCGGGUCCCACGGAAUUCCGCGAGAUGGAGUCUGGGUAGAGAGACUUCUGGCAACUCCCAAUCGAGGGGGACAGUCGGAUAAGGAACUUCCACGCAGAACAGCCAAAAGCUGGGAACCAGGGAGGGGAUCCAGGAGGGAGAAAAAGCAGGAGUAAAGUAGCUUUAUAGUCAAACUAGCAUCAAGAGGGUGCGCACCGUGUGCGCUCCUGUGUAUGUGUGUGUGUGUGUGUGUGUGUGCGCGCGCGCGCGCAUUAGUGUGUGCAUGCGCGCUCGGGCAUGUGUCUCAUCUCAUCCGUUUGAAGGUGCUGGACUCGGCGAGACCCGGGCGAGAAGGAAGAGAAGGCGCGAGGUGAACUGAGUUUGAUCCUGAGGCGCCUACAAGUGGGUCCCCGGCGGGCGGCGGGCGGGGCGGCUGGGCGGGAGGCCGGCGGGAGCUCACACGCUCGGCAGCCGGCCGGCCUCUCACCACGCCUCCCGCUUUGUGAGCGCGCCCAGGGGGGGUGCUGGACGCGCGCCCACGGCGCUGCUCCCGCCUCUAUAUAAACACACGCAUCGCCUUGCCUUGGAUCAAAUCAGAUUGAGAGACGCUUUUCAAACCACCAGCCCUGAAGUCCUGCCUCCUGCUUUCCCCUUCUUUCAUCCCUUUUUGCCUUUCUUUCUUUCUUUCCUUUUUUCCCCCCCUCAUCUCUUCUCUUUUCCCUAACAGCAACUCCAGAGCCGAGAGACUGCGUCCCGGGACAGACUGCCUUUUCUUAAUUGAUAGAUAGCCGGGCUCGGGUUUUCCCACCUCCUCCCCCAACCCCACCCCGCCUUACCCCUCCCUCCCGCCGCCGCCGCCCCAGAGCCCGCCCGGGGCUCUGUCGCCGGCUGCGUCCCUUCCCCGCUGCGGCUCGCCGACUCCGCACUCGCGCUCGGGCCAACGCGCCCGCCUGCCCGCCUCCGAGUGCCGCGGCCGCUCCAGCUUCUACACUCGCCUCAUCUGGGGAGUCUUCUCCCAAGCCCCCAAAGUUUCUGGGUUCGUUGGAAUUUUUGAAUUCCGGUUUUUUUUCCUUCUUUUUAUGUACCUAGGAAUCUUGGAGGAAUAGUUUUGAUAAAUUGAUCGCACUUUCCGCUAGCUCUCGGUUCCCCUUCUUUUUGCCCCCCUAGCUUUAAGCAGGAAAGGGGCUUCCGAGAGAUUCCUGGUGGAUAAAGUUUUCCAAAGUUUUUCGUGUGUGAUGGUUGCUGGGAGAACAAGCUCACCAGCUUAACUCAGCUCCAUCUCACCUCCCCAGAGCCCGCCUAAAGGGACAAACAAACAAACAAACAAAGUUACACCUCGAGUCGCCUCGUGUCUUCUCUCUUCUUCCAGGCAAUCUUUUUCCUCUCUCUCUUCGAUCACCUCGCAGCCUCCAGCCCCUUCCCCUCGGCCCCAUCUCCUGGGUUUCUCCGAGGGGUGCCAGGACCCCCUGCCGCAGCCUCCCCUCCCCCGUCACUCUGGUCCGGCCCUCCCCUCCCCCAUCGCGGACCGCACAGCCAAUCCCCCAAGCGGCUGCCAACAUGCUGUUUGAAGGCUUGGAGUUGGUGUCGGCGCUGGCCACCCUCGCCGCGUGCCUGGUGUCCGUGACGCUGCUGCUGGCGGUGUCGCAGCAGCUGUGGCAGCUGCGCUGGGCUGCCACCCGCGACAAGAGCUGCAAGCUGCCCAUCCCCAAGGGCUCCAUGGGAUUCCCGCUCAUCGGAGAGACUGGUCACUGGUUGCUACAGGGUUCCGGCUUCCAGUCGUCGCGCCGGGAGAAGUAUGGCAACGUUUUCAAGACACACUUACUGGGGCGGCCGCUGAUUCGUGUGACCGGUGCGGAGAAUGUGCGCAAGAUCCUACUGGGCGAACACCAGCUAGUGAGCACCGAGUGGCCGCGGAGCGCACGCGUACUGCUGGGUCCCAACACGGUGGCCAAUUCCAUUGGCGACAUCCACCGCAACAAGCGCAAGGUCUUCUCCAAGAUCUUCAGCCAUGAGGCACUUGAGAGCUACCUGCCCAAGAUCCAACUGGUGAUCCAGGAUACACUUCGAGCCUGGAGCAGCCAGCCUGAGGCCAUCAAUGUAUAUCAGGAGGCCCAGCGACUUACCUUCCGAAUGGCCGUGCGUGUGCUGCUAGGCUUCAGCAUCCCUGAGGAGGACCUGGGCCACCUCUUUGAGGUAUACCAGCAGUUUGUGGAGAAUGUCUUCUCUCUGCCAGUGGACCUGCCCUUCAGUGGCUACCGGAGGGGCAUCCAAGCUCGGCAGAUCCUUCAGAAGGGCCUAGAGAAGGCUAUCCGUGAGAAGCUGCAGUGUACCCAGGGCAAAGACUACUCGGACGCCCUGGACAUUCUCAUUGAGAGCAGCAAGGAACAUGGCAAGGAGAUGACCAUGCAGGAGCUGAAGGAUGGAACCCUGGAGUUGAUCUUCGCAGCCUACGCCACGACGGCCAGUGCAAGCACAUCCUUGAUCAUGCAACUGCUAAAACACCCUGCUGUGCUGGAGAAGCUGAGGGAGGAACUGCGGGCCCAGGGCCUGCUGCAUGGCGGUGGCUGCCCCUGUGAGGGUACCCUGCGCCUGGACACGCUCAGCAGCCUGCGCUACCUGGACUGUGUCAUCAAGGAGGUCAUGAGACUCUUCACGCCCGUCUCAGGCGGCUACCGCACUGUGCUGCAGACCUUCGAACUGGAUGGUUUCCAGAUCCCCAAGGGCUGGAGUGUCAUGUAUAGCAUCCGAGACACUCACGACACAGCGCCCGUGUUCAAGGACGUGAAUGUGUUUGACCCGGACCGCUUCAGUCAGGCACGCAGUGAGGAUAAGGAUGGCCGCUUCCAUUACCUCCCGUUUGGCGGUGGCGUGCGGACCUGCCUGGGCAAGCACUUGGCCAAGCUGUUCCUGAAGGUGCUGGCAGUGGAGCUGGCCAGCACUAGCCGCUUCGAGCUGGCCACCCGGACCUUCCCUCGCAUCACUCUGGUCCCCGUCUUGCACCCCGUGGAUGGCCUCAGUGUCAAGUUCUUUGGUCUGGACUCCAACCAGAAUGAGAUUCUGCCGGAGACAGAGGCCAUGUUGAGUGCUACGGUGUAGCCUCACUCUGGUCUCAGCCCAGCCCAACAGCAGGGGUGGGGGACAGAGAUAGAAACCUGUGGGGUGGGGAGGGGCUGGGUGGGAGGCCAGCAGCCCCCCUAUGUUGUUCUCUGGCCUCUUCCCUGGCAGAACCUCCCCCAAAGACAAAAGGGCCCCGCCCCCUCCUGACUCCCUCUCUCUUGGAUCUCCACUGCCACCUAGCUUAGCUCCUGGGACAGAGCCAGGACUGUAUGCCCAUGACAGUGUUAGCGCCGGCCGGUUGAGCUGCAGUAUAUGCUUAUGACAUCUGAAUCCUUCCUUCCCUUGCCCCCUUGUCUUUUUGUUGGUGAGUGGUCAGGUGGCUCUGAAGGCAGAAGGGAGGAAAAGAGGGGGCCCCUUGGAGCACUCUUUGACACCCCCCCCCCCACGUCCCUCUUUCUGUCACUGAUCAAAUGGUGACCAGAACAGUGUUCUGGAGAUUCUCGCCUAAGCCAACCGAGGCAGGGCAGCGGCUGCCACCAGCCUUGAGGGGCCCAUACCAGCCUAACCAGUUUGGACAUUGGAAAUUACCUAUCGCUGCUAUUUGUCCUCUCUUCUGACCUUGGGGGUACAGGAGCCUAUAGGCUUAAUCCUCAGCAUCUUCCUUGGUGGCCCUGGACAGGGACACCGGCAUGCCUCCCCCAUGGGACCAACUGAGCCGGGUGGCUUCUGGCUAUAGCUGGGCUCCCCGCUACCUACCCUUGCCCCUGUCCCAUAUUUAUUCACUGACCUUGGCCAGACUGAGGUCUGGAGCACCCUCCCCCAACACCUACACACCGCCAUUGCCACCACACGCACACACCUGCCAGCCUCUGUCCUUUCCAGGGCUUCAGUGAGGCAAGAAGACAGUGUGUCUGGUCUAACCCAGUUCUUUGGUAGAGGGUUAACAGCCCUGCUGGGCUCUAGGCAAAAGAUGUAGUUUAACCUCAGAGUCAGACACCCUGCAUCUCUGCCAGGUGUACUUAGCACCUCCUCCCAGGCUGUCAAAGCCCUGGGCAUGUGGGUCUAGGGGCCACCACUUCCUGUUCACUCACUGCCUGUCCCAGUGCCAGCCACUCCCCUGGUGAGGAUGAAUAAGGAUACGGGUUCUUCUGAAGGGACUUCUGUCUUCCCUUCCUUAGCUCUCUGCCCCUUUGCUCUUGGAAGAGUCCCCCACCCCAUAACCACUCCCACCCCAUGCCACUGUCUGCUAAGCCCAGCCCAGGGUUUGGGGUAGAGAAGAAAGCAGAGAGGUAAGGUGGAAAGAGAGUCCUCUCUCUGAGCUGCUUCAGGCCCUGUGGGGUCUGGAGAAGCUGCAGGGGAGGCUGUAGCUAGAAAGCAAUGGAGAAGGAGAGGAGGAAGAUGAGGGCGAUUGAGGUCAGGGCAUAAGUGAUUUGUCAGAAGUGGUUCAGUUGCAGAAAGGCCAGUGGGGGUGUGGAAGAUGACUGGGUGGAAGACGAGGGAUUCCUGCCUCUGGCAUUUUGAGGGUUGGCCAUGUGGGACCUUCCUGGGAAGGGUUUGGGGUUCUGGUGUGUCUCUAGGCAAUUUUGUCUGUUUUCAGAUUCCCCUUCAUUUUCCGUCCAUGGCUUUUGCCUGUUACUAAGGUAGUGGCUCUUUUUCUCCAGAAAACAGAGGCACAGAAUGACAGUCCAUAUCGAUCUGACCCUGGAUGGCCACUGUCAUGAGGGUCAGCCACAUCUCACCAGCCACACAGAACAUCCUAUGAGCCACAUUUCUUGAUGUUUCACUGGUCUGCAUUUUUUUUUUCUGACAGAACCAGAACAAACUACAGCAUUAGAAUCCCAGCAAAAUUAUUGUGGAGUCAAACAUAGCUGUCAGCCCUCAGCUCCCUUUCCCUGUUCUAAAACAGGCCAGACUGUGUAAAGACUCAGCAAAGUUUAUGAAAAAGGUGCAUGCUGCCCAUACCCCACAGACCAGUGCCCGGGAGGCUCAUCUUCCUGCACGCUAACCCUGCCUGCCUGCAGCCAUCUGCUUCAGACUGACGAUGUGGCAUGUGACUCUGGUCCUGGUGAGGGAUGGGCACUGGGGGGCCCCUCCAGGCGUCAGAGGCCUUCAUUUUCAGGGGGCCGGCCGAGGAAGUGUGAAGGAAAAGCUGAAGGGGAUCCCUGUGGGGGUGGGAGGAAGAAAAGAUGGUCUGCCCGGAUGGGUCUCAGAGGUAACAGGAAAAGAGACCUCGCCUCAGCACCUGCGGUGUGAUACCCGUCUCACCUCUGUAGAUGUGUCUGUUCCGUGUUCGUGUGUCUCGUUGUGGUAGCAUUAAUGGGUGAUGUAGUCUCACAUUCCUAACUAUUGUAACUUGACAUUUAAAAAAAAAAAACAAACCCCACAAAAAUUCCUGCCACGGGCUUGCAGAUUGAAGCACUUUCAAAGUUAGGCGCUGGCGUGUGCAUCCUGGGCAGCCAUUUUGAUGCGGCCCAGAUUUCUAUUAUUUUAUACACAAAACUUUUUUUUUCAUAAAUGUUAUAAUUUUGUGUCUGUCUUUAUAAACUAUUAUAAGUACUAUUUUUGUUAUAAUUCAAAAUAGAUAUUUAGUAUAAAGUUUUUGCUGUUAAAUAUUUGUUAUUUAGUAAAAUAUGAAUUGUUCUUUAUUGUAAACAUGGUUCAAAAUAUUAAUAUGCUUUUAUCACAGUUGUUUUAAUAUUGAGAAAGCACUUGUGUGUCUCGUUUUGGUAUGAGCUGGUGCUGUGUGUGUGUUUUGGCUGUCGUGUGGUUUUGAUGUGUAUAUAAUAUUCCGUGUUGCAUAUUACAACAAUGAAUGCCAUGCAUUUUGUGAAAUACUCAAUGUGGCUCUUUUAUUGGCUUCCGUAAUAAACUGUGGGGACUCAC